This is a messenger RNA of Etheostoma spectabile (orangethroat darter), 1130 nucleotides long. It is a transcript of the gene ppie, whose product is annotated as peptidylprolyl isomerase E (cyclophilin E). Bases 70 to 978 code for a protein of 302 amino acids. Gene Ontology annotation, biological process: protein folding; protein peptidyl-prolyl isomerization. Gene Ontology annotation, molecular function: RNA binding; peptidyl-prolyl cis-trans isomerase activity; cyclosporin A binding. Gene Ontology annotation, cellular component: mitochondrion; cytoplasm. NCBI's taxonomy places the organism in Eukaryota, Metazoa, Chordata, Actinopteri, Perciformes, Percidae. The record is from RefSeq and is a predicted model, not a curated record. The transcript is spliced from 10 exons.
GAGGCGGACUUCAUCCUCACUGCACCAAUGACACGCUGAAGGGGUCAAAGUUGAAGGGUUAAAUCCAAUAUGGCGGCUAACAAACGAGUGUUGUAUGUUGGUGGCCUGGCAGAGGAGGUGGACGAGAAGGUGUUACAUGCAGCUUUUAUUCCGUUUGGAGACAUCACUGACAUCCAGAUACCAUUAGACUAUGAAACAGAAAAGCAUAGAGGAUUUGCGUUCAUUGAGUUUGAAUUGGGAGAGGAUGCUGCAGCAGCUAUUGAUAACAUGAAUGAGUCUGAGCUUUUUGGACGGACAAUCCGGGUCAACACCGCCAAGCCCAUGAGAAUCAAGGAAGGUUCUUCUCGACCAGUGUGGUCGGACGAUGACUGGCUGAAGAAGUUCUCAGGAAAGACCACAGAGGAGGCUGAGGGGGAAGCAGCGGCUGGAGAGACAACCAACACAGCAACAGAGGAGGCUGAGCCCCCGGCUAAAAAGGGAAGAGUUAAUCCUCAGGUCUACAUGGACAUCAAGAUUGGAAACAAGGCAGCAGGGAGACUACGCUUCCUCCUUCGGGCUGACAUUGUUCCCAUGACAGCAGAGAAUUUCCGCUGCCUGUGCACACAUGAGAAAGGAUUUGGCUUCAAGGGCAGCAGCUUUCAUCGCAUCAUCCCUCAGUUUAUGUGCCAAGGAGGUGACUUCACCAACCACAACGGCACUGGUGGCAAAUCCAUCUACGGUCGGAAGUUUGAUGAUGAAAACUUUGUCCUCAAGCACACCGCGCCAGGGCAGCUCUCCAUGGCCAACUCCGGGCCAAACACUAACGGCUCUCAGUUCUUCAUCACUAAUGACAAAACAGACUGGCUGGAUGGCAAACAUGUGGUGUUUGGAGAUCUGGUGGAGGGGAUGGAUGUUCUCCGUGCAAUGGAGGCUCAGGGAAAUAAAGACGGCAAGCCCAAGCAGAAAGUCAUCAUCUCUGACUGUGGAGAAUAUGUUUGAACAAAAAAGAAUUGUGUGCUUGGAUGUGUAUGUAUCAUAUGUGUCUAUGGAGCCAGUGAAUGUCGGAGUGUGUUCAUGGUCUUUUGUACUUUGAGCCCACAUCAUCUGCCAUGUAAAUAUUUCAAUAAACUUGUUUUUGUUUUAUAAAGAAA